UCUGAACCUUUUAGAUUGAGGAGUUCAAUUUCGCAUUGGCUAAGGUUACUUUCAUUCAAAGAAGAGUUUGUCGAUGAAGUUGUCGAUGUUCCUGAGGAGGAGAAGAAAAAGAAGUAUUUUGGAGCUUCUUUGGAACCACGAGAUCCUCGGCCACCCUACGUAAAAUAUCGCGUUGGAGAUGUUGUGCGACACAAAGUUCAUGGUUACAAAGGUGUGAUUAUUGGCUGGGAUGAAAAGGCAGUGGCGCCGCAAACGUGGCUGGACAAAACUCAUAAAGGCAGAAAAGCAAGUGUCCACUUUAGCCCAGAAUGGUCUGAAAUGCCGAAUUAUUCAAUAAUUAUUGAUACAAGGGAUCGACUGAUUCCGCAGUUAGCAUAUGUUGUUGAAGAGAAUAUCGAACUCGGUGAGGGCAGGGUACGAUUUUUCGUUUGUUCUGAAAUGAUUCACACGUUAGAAACAUCGACUGCCCAGCGCUAUGAGGUUUCGAAAAUUGUUUGUAAGCUGUACUUUUGGUAUGGAAGAAGUUUUCAGGUGUUCCAUCCACUGAUCAAGAAUUACUUCGAGUCGUUCGAUGGAAAGCACUACGCGCCUCGGCCGUGGCACAGGAAAGUAUAUCCGAAUGAUUGA
Messenger RNA from Gongylonema pulchrum, 627 nucleotides. NCBI's taxonomy places the organism in Eukaryota, Metazoa, Nematoda, Chromadorea, Rhabditida, Gongylonematidae. The record is from the annotation of a GenBank genome assembly.